Messenger RNA from Penicillium canariense, 3714 nucleotides. RefSeq lists its product as uncharacterized. The transcript has 3 exons. Gene Ontology annotation, cellular component: cytosol; membrane. Gene Ontology annotation, molecular function: triacylglycerol lipase activity; sterol ester esterase activity. Gene Ontology annotation, biological process: triglyceride catabolic process. Lineage: Eukaryota; Fungi; Ascomycota; Eurotiomycetes; Eurotiales; Aspergillaceae. Bases 1 to 3714 code for a protein of 1237 amino acids. The record is from RefSeq and is a predicted model, not a curated record.
AUGCUCAGGAUGCCUCCCCCCACGUCCCUCGAGGACGCCCCCAUGUUCUCCGCUGAUGAUACUUCAAAACCUCUGUGGACUCGCGCGUGCGAUCGGCUCAAGUUGGUCUUUAGCGGCGCGGACCCUCGCGUCUGCGUCGCCUUUUGGCUGUUUGGUGCGUAUCGCUUGAAUGUCCGGCGCGGACCAGCAAAGCAUACCCAAGAGAGUCAGCUAAUCUAUCUCCUAGGUCUGAUUAACAACGUCCUCUACGUGAUCAUCCUCUCCGCAGCGCUCGACCUUGUCGGCCCCAAUGUGCCGAAAGGCGUCGUUCUCCUGGCGGAUAUCAUCCCAUCCUUCGGAACCAAGCUGAUUGCGCCGUACUUCAUCCAUGCGGUGCCCUACUCGGUGCGAGUUAUAAUCUUUGUAUUCCUGUCGGUCGUUGGUAUGCUGGUUAUCGCGAUGAGCCCGAGCUAUACUGAUGGUGGGACAAUCUCAUCCAAGCUUGCUGGCAUCGUUUUGGCGAGCCUUUCCGCGGGCGGCGGCGAGCUCAGCUUUGUCGGUCUGACUCAUUACUACGGCCCAUUCAGUUUGGCAGCCUGGGGAAGUGGAACGGGUGCUGCUGGUUUGGUUGGGGCCGGCGCCUAUGCCCUUGCAACCUCUACCAUGAAUAUCUCCGUUCGAGCGACUCUUCUUGCGUCUGCUAUCUUACCAGCUGUCAUGGCUGUAAGCUUCUUCCUAGUCCUGCCUCGAGCUGCACUGCAGCCUCAAGGACUCUCUGCAGAUGGCUAUCUUGCGACCGACCGCGAGGAGCCAAACGAGGAUGAAGUAGACGAUAACGGCCUUGAAAUCGAGCGGGGCGAAGCCGAAGGACUCUUGGGGGCAUCUGUGGUCUCGGCAGACACUUAUAAGUCUGUCCAUGUCAACGACUCAUCCUCCCCGUUGGCUCAUUUGCGCGCUAACCUGCGGCGGCUCCGAGGCCUCUUCUUUCCCUUCAUGCUGCCAUUACUUCUCGUCUACAUCGCCGAGUAUGUAAUCAACCAGGGGGUCAGCCCAACGCUUCUAUUCCCGUUGUAUACAACGCCCUUCGAGAACUUCCGUGCAUUCUACCCAGCCUACAACGCCAUCUACCAAGCCGGGGUCUUCAUCUCACGCUCAUCAACCCCAUUCUUCCGGGUGCACCAUCUCUAUAUACCGUCCUUGCUGCAAGUAUUGAACCUGGUGUUAUUAACACUGCACUCCAUGUUCAACUUCAUCCCCAACGUCUAUCUUGUCUUUAUUAUCAUCUUCUGGGAAGGCCUGCUGGGUGGAUUGGUGUAUGUCAAUACGUUCGCCGAGAUAGCCGACCAAGUGCCGAAAGAGGACCGCGAAUUCUCACUGGGAGCCACCACAGUCAGUGAUUCGGCAGGUAUCUGCAUUGCCGGCUUUUUGAGCAUGCCGUGGGAGGUCUUGCUAUGCCGCUGGCAAAUGGCACAUGGAAGGGAAUAUUGCCGGCAGGUAGCCGACAAACAUGGCCCUCCGCUUAUUCGGUCCAUAUCGUCGAGAUUUACGGGGAAAUUAACCAGCUGGCAGACGACCGUGAUAAUCUUCCUGUGGCUCUAUCUAAGCCGCAACUUCGCCAAGAUCGUCGGGCUUGAAUGCCCCGAGCCUUUGGCGAACCUCUAUUCUCGCUCCUUCUUCCGUGCAACAUGGAUCACCACUGGGUUGGAUGCAGGAUUUUGGACUGCAAUGAAAAUUAAGCCCAAAUGGCUGCGCGAUUUGGCAUCGUUGGUCUUCACAGUCUACUACCUCAUUGCCGCAGAACAGGCUGAUGAGAAGGCGCGACGAGUCCGCGGCACUCUUACAUUAGAGCACCUUCGUGUAUCCUGGAAUAAGGCCACGACCCCUUACUUAUGGUUCCUGGCGAGUUUGGUGCGCCCUCGAUUGACACGAUAUGGUCCCCGAGCCCUCCGCAUCCCCCGACCCAAGAACUCUCUUCACACCGAACCGGUCAAUGCAUGGCUGUAUUUUGAUGGGCCGCUAAGUGCGUUAAAAGACCAGACUACGAUGGUCCUGGAUGCUCCUGGAGGUGGAUUUGUUGCCAUGACACCCCGAAACUCGGAGGAUAAAUUGCUUUCCUGGGCGGGACAGUUGAAAGUUCCAGUUUUGAGCAUCGAUUACCGGAAAGCUCCAGAGUAUGCAUACCCAUAUGCGCUUCACGAGUGCUAUGAUGUCUACCAUACCAUCAUGGCCACAAAUGGCCGCUGCCUGGGGCUGAGCGGGUUGGCACAGCCUCGAGUUGUGGUCACUGGAGAAAGCGCUGGUGGUAACCUUGCAGUUGGCAUGACACUUAUGGUUCUACAAUCAGCAAUGGCGCAAGGCUGGCAAGGUGACAAUAUCCUUCCCCGACCAGCCGGCGUGGUGCUAGGGUAUCCAGCACUGAAUAUGAGGGUCGAAAGCUGGAUGACGGACGAACAAAUGUCCUUGAUUCAAGACAAGAGCUCUGGACAGACAAACAACAGUGUGCUGCAAAGAAAACAAGACCAGUAUCGCAAACUCACGCCCUUUACCUCCCCUGGUCACUCGGUUCAGGAUUUGACGGCAAUUUCCUCGGACAAGAAGCUGCAAAAGGAGAAACCGGAAGAGACCGACAUAGCUGCUGAAACGUCCAAAGCACUACGUGAUAAACUGAAUCAGAGUGAAAUCGUCAACGAAAGCGCAGUUUCUACGGCCGAGGACCCGGUUUACCCCCUCAAGACCCGACUGGCUGUCUCAUCCAUGAUCUCCUAUGUCCAUGAUCGAAUUCUCACCCCGGAAAUGAUGCGUGCUAUGAUUAUCCUCUACAUCGGACCGCACCAUCGUCCAGACUUCAAUACCGACUUCUACCUGUCGCCCGUACUUGCACCAGAUGCUUUACUGGCUCGAUUUCCAAAAACAUACAUUUUGACGGGCGAACGGGAUCCACUAGUCGACGAUACUGUUAUUUUUGCAGGCAGGCUCCGCCAAGCAAAGCUUCACCAUUUCUGUGAGCGCCAAGAACUAGGACUCGAGAAAUCACAGCAUCGGUUCAACGAGAAAGAUCAUGUGGAAGUGUCCCUCAUACCAGGAGUCUCACAUGGCUUCAUGCAAAUGGCUGGUUUCUUUCCAGACGCAUGGAAGUAUAUCAACCGCAGUGGCCAGUGGAUUGAGAGCCUUUUUGAAAAUGUCGACCUUCAAGGGCCUGACUACAGCUUCCUUCAACUCUCUCAUGCCUCCGGUCUGAAAUUUUCUCAAAAUUUGAGCACGCUUUCUGGGAGCAAUGGGAAGAUCAAGAAUGAUAAUCCACACCAUCACCGCAGUUUCACGGGCGAAUCUUCCUGUGAUGAGGAUAGACCUCUUGAGAUGCACAUGAGCAAAAUGACACCACAUACCAAUGACGAGCAAUCUCUUUCUACAUCGGAUCGUCCGGCACGGCGCAAGAGGUCCAGAUCAUCACUUGCCUCAACACAUCGUACUGGAUUAACUGCCACUGCCAAUACAACGGGAGAUGCGAGCGAGUUCCGCGCAAGACUCAAGCAUUUGGAAAUGAGUAGCGAUCUUCGCGACUCUUACUUCCCAGAUGAAGUCAACAGUGCCCCUGAAAGUCGUAUGGCUAUGCGGCCGCGUGGACGAAGCAUCGCCUCCCUUGAUAGUGAGGAGGAUAUCCUAGAUCGUCGGAUGAACGGGAUAGCUGGGGGGCUAAUGGGGCUGGGUGAGAGAGCCCAAACGCCCGGGGCGUGA